GUAAUUCAACAGAUUUUUGAAAGAAGCGAUUCAAUUGAUUCAAAUACGAUUUGAAUUUGCUCGCUUAGACUAUCGAUAAUUCAACCAGUAACUCAAGAUUAAUUAAUUAUUGCCAAAAAACAAAGCAUAACGUAAUUAGAAAGAAGUGGGCAUAAUUAUAUCACUGUGUUUAGGUUAAGUUCUAGGUCAAUGUUUGUGCUUUUAAUCAAUUGUCACUAGGAAAAUGAUUCAGUGAUUAAACAAGACAAUUAUCAUGAAAUGAGUCCAAGAGCAAUGGAUGUAAAUACAGAAGGAAGUGAAAAUUUUGCGUCCUCGUAACAUUAAAAUUAAUGUAUACUAAAGAUAUGCUUCUUUUCUGGUCUGUUCACUUGUAAUACACCAAGCCCAAAGAUUGAACUAAUUGACGAGACCAAAUAGUGCUGAGGUCGAAUGUCAAUUAAGGAUAUGGCCCUGAGGGUGAUUAUCAAUUUACAAGUAAACUCUUAUCAUCCAACUCAUUUGGAAAGCUCUAUCUUCUGCAGUAGAGCUGGUUACUCUUUCUCUGCUCUCGUUUUUGUCUUCGCUUUUGUUUAUACCUUGUUUUAUCUUCCUGUCCUAUGGGAAGGUAGAGAUGGAUGAUGAUGACGACGAUGAUGGUGAGGAGGAGAAAAGCUUAUUUUCUUGGAGUUAUAAAAGCUCAAAACUUUAGUACAAAUAUUUCUUGUCUUUAGGUCAACAAUUGUUGGUUGAAAGAAAGAGAGAAAAUAGCUGGACAAAUAGAGAAAGUGAAUCUUUCCGAUUAUCUCUCUGAUUGUCAUCAGUCAAAUUUAUCUUUAAAUUGUUAAACUUGAGUUUAAUUAUAUUUCCGUGAUGAAGCCUCUAAUUUGUUAUGUAACAUGUAUUUGUUGUUUUGUGUUGAGUGUAACUGCAUUUGAUGCGUUUGAUAUUGUGUCAACAACAACGACUUCAUUUGACCAAGAAGAUUCAGAUGAAGAUGAUAACCAGCCAACUUGUGGUAAACAAACGGUUCAAAGAUUAGGUAGAGGUGGACGAGUUGUUGGUGGUCAAAAUUCGUAUCCUGGAGAGUUCCCAUGGACGGUCUCGAUUCGCUUACCUUUAAAACAUCAUUGUGGUGGAGCCAUUGUCAGUCCAGAGUGGAUUUUAACUGCUGCUCAUUGUGUUGCUAAUUAUGGACCUGAAGACUAUCGAGUCCGAUUAGGAUCAAUAUUAAAGGAUGAUCAAUUCCAAGAAAGGGGUCUUGUAAUGAAAGUUGUUGAUGUCAUUAUACAUGAACAGUACGCAUCUCCUAGAAGAUACUCGCAUGAUAUCGCUUUGUUAAGAUUGGAAAGCCCGCUUAAUUUUACGGAUUUUGUUUCACCGAUAUGUUUACCGCCGCCUGAAUAUGUUACCAAAGAUAAUAGCUACAAAGGAAUCAAAGCAACAGUUGUAGGCUGGGGAUGGACAUCUUUCAAGCAGAAGCCGGUCAUUAUUGGAACUUAUCCUCAGCUUCUCCAGAAAGUCGACUUGAAAGUUAUACACAAUUUAGAAUGCAUGAGUUGGUUCAAGUCUAGAGGAAUCAACUUGAUUUUGGAUAACAAACAAUUUUGCGCCGGUUACAAAGACGGAGGAAAAGAUUCUUGCAGUGGUGACUCAGGAGGACCUUUAGUGGUCAAAAAUAACUUAACAAAAAAAUUUUACAUUAUUGGUAUUGUAAGUGCUGGAGUUGCCUGCGCCGAACCUCGACUACCGGGUGUUUAUACAAGGGUCACAGCUUAUCUGGACUGGAUCAAUGAGAGAAUCCAGGAAAAGUAUUGAGUUAUUUCAAUAACUGUGAAUAGAUUGUCCAUUUUACCUUUGUGUACAUUUUUUGUAAAUAAAACUGAUACUGUUUAUCCUCAA
Tetranychus urticae (two-spotted spider mite) is the source of this 1878-nucleotide messenger RNA. Its product is annotated as trypsin 3A1-like. NCBI's taxonomy places the organism in Eukaryota, Metazoa, Arthropoda, Arachnida, Trombidiformes, Tetranychidae. The record is from RefSeq and is a predicted model, not a curated record. Gene Ontology annotation, molecular function: serine-type endopeptidase activity. Gene Ontology annotation, biological process: proteolysis.